GGCUGAGUUGUAGCGGAAGAGGAUGUCGGAACAGCAAAGAUGUCCGCGCUCGUUUGAAAACUUGCUGUAGCCAAAUCCCCAGUUUGGCAGCAGAUCUGAGUUGUUUUAAUGUUGUCACUGGUGACGACGUUGUGCUCAAGCAAGGAUCAUUCAAAGGAAAUAAAAGGACUCCGCUACAAGAGCCAGACUUUUCCUUAUUAUCAGAAAUAAUGCUGAUAUCUGGAACUCAUGUCGGAAGUCGUGUAUGAAGAGACAGCCACGAUGAUUGCAGCAGGGGAAUUGCAGUCGUUUGUCCCGUUUGGACGCGAACACUGCAGGAACCAUCCAAAUGCCUUCAACCUGCAGCUCAGAGAGCUCCAGCCCGCCUCCGAGCUCUGGUCGUCAGACGGUGCCGCCGGCCUGGUAGGGUCCCUUCAGGAAGUCAGCCUGCAGGAGAGAGAAAGGGAAUGCUGGCAGCUUCGGAAAGGCUGUGUGGGAGUCAGAGAGGAGGAUGUGGAGUUUGAAGAGGAGCUCUACACAGCAGGAACUGUGGUCGUCUGGAGCCAAGGCAGUCGGGCCCACGCCUCCAAUGUGUACAAGGCCUUCACCGUUGACAGCCCGGUGCAGCAGGCCUUAUGGUGUAACUUUGCUGUUCCUCAGAACAAGAGAGACGAGGAAGAAGUGGAGCAGACAGUGUGUAUUGUCCAGAGUAGCUGUGUCAAUGUUCAUACUGUGACCGGGAAGGACUUCAUCUCACCAUUACCCUUCCAGGUCUCAAAUGCCUGGGCAACCAAGUUUGGACUUCUGUUAGAACGAAAAAGCACAGCGACUGAUGCAAACCUCAGCCCCCCCGGGGAACCUCUGCCAACAGUGUUCAGCAUGCUGCAUCCUCUUGACGAGAUUGCACCAGUAGUGUGUAAACCUGCAGGUCUGCUUGAAGGCUCUCGUGUGCAGUAUGCAUCUGAUGCCACCAUGAAGGUAGUGUUCAGCUGCUGUCAGCCCUCUCUUGUUGUCUCCUAUGACACUGUACAGGGAAUACACUCUGUCUGGGCCCUGCGCAAGGUCACACCAGAUGAGCGUUCUUCAGUCCUGAGAUGUCCAGCAGAUCCGGUUGGCACACCGUUGGGUCUGAUGGCAUCCGGCUUUCUGACCUCUCAUCUCCGUAAUAUCUCCCGCCUAGACUCCCCUGGUGGGAGUGGAGCACCCGGGCUUGGUCCUGGAACUGGAACAAGUUGUGCUGUUGGCACCAGCUCUCCUCUCCACUAUAGCGCUCUGCACAGCCACCAGAGCAGGAUGACAACGUCUUCACCGAGUUUACACUCCCGUGUUCAUUCCCCAAGUAUAUCCAACAUGGCCGCCCUGAGCCGUGCCCACUCUCCAGGCAUGGCGGCUCCGUCCUUUUCAGGUGCUGCUCGCUUCAACAUGUCUUUCCACAGCCCAUCCCCCAGGGGGCACCAUGGCUUGUUACCCUCGCCAAACAGCACGGUGAACGAGACGAUGUUGGUGCCAGAGAUGGAGCCCAUCGUGCCCGACCUCUGCUUGGAGCAGCUGUGGAGCGAGUCGGUCACAGCUGGCUGUCACAAGGAGAUGAGCAGCCAAGCGUCUAAAGUAUUCCUCACCUCUGACCUCUGUGAGAACCGCUACCUCUGUUUCCUGGUGGAGUCUCACCAGCAGCUCAGAUGUGUGAAGUUUAUUGAGAGCAACGACACAUCUCAGCUCAUCUUCGUCUCGGUUACGACCAUCCCUGCCAAAGAUGCAGAGCCUCUGCAGAAUAUCGAUGCCAUGCUGGUUCUGGAGGCUUGUGGCAGUCUGGUUCUCUAUACAGGAAUCACAAGGGUCAGUAAAGUGUUUGUCCUUGGCCUUCUGUUGCCCACCUUCAACCUGACCAACCACCUCCCUCACCUCAGCACGCCAAUGGAGAACGUAAGCACGCCGGCAAACGCUGGCAGCAGACACCUCCAGAGAUUGGAUGAGGCUGUUAUGCCCUCACCAGUGUCAGAACUCAGGGGGCCGAACAUUAAACACCAUGAAGCCUCAUUUUUGGAAGAUUACACUUUCCAACAAGCCACGCCUUACAUCCAUGCCUUACGAGACCCCGUCUGCAACAGGGUUACUCUGGAACUGAGCAAUGGCACGAUGCUGAGGAUUUCUAUCCCAGAUAUUGCUACUUCAGAGCUCGUGAGGAAAUGCCUUCAGGCGAUUCGUUUCAUCCUGCCCAAAGAUGCUGCCAUGAAGGUGUUGGUGAAGUGGUAUAACAUCUACAACGCUCCCGGUGGUCCCAGUGCUCAUGCAGAGUGGAACCUGUUUGUCACCUGUUUCAUGACUCUGAUGGGCUACAACACUGAGCGCCUCACCUGGACACGAAACCUGCAUUUUGAAGUGCCUCUCUCUCCGGUGAUUGCAGCCAAGAAGGCUCGUCCCUCUGACGGAGGCUCUGAUGAGGACUGGGACUACUUGCUGGGGUCUCAUUACCACCGUCAGAUAAAUUCCCAGUCUAUCUGCAAUCCAGUGGACUGUAAUGGCUCCAACAAUGCUCUCAUCACAGAAACUGAGGACCCCUCGUCUGUGUCCUGUCCCUCCAGUCCAUCUCUGAAGUUGGACAGUUCAGCUCCUCUCUUCCCUCACAUCCCGGCUCUUUUCUACGUUCUGCAUCUGCUCUAUCAGGAGCUGCAGCUGAAUGAGCUGCAGAGAGCAAGAGCCUCAUCAUUAGUCUGUCUCCUGCAACAGCUGGCCAGAGACCUCCAGUUGGAAGAGUAUGUGGAUCUGUAUUGGAGAGAUCACCCCUCAUUAAUUAGUAACUUCAAUGAGAGCUGCCUCAUAGACCAGGCCCUGUUUGCUCAGACGCAGCGUCUGUCCUUCCUGACUCCACAGCCUCCCUGUGUGCUCAGCUGGCUCAGCAGCUGUCUGAGGGGGGAGGAGAUCCCGCCUUUCCCCUACCUUCCUGGCAUCUGCCAGAGGACCAGGCUGCUGGUUCUGAGUUACGCUCUCUACAUCGCUGGAGAUGAAAAUGCUACUUCGACAGAUGUUUCAAAGUACCUGUCCAAGCUCUCUGCAGGCCAGAAGGCUCGCACCAGCGAAACGUACCACAGAAGACAGAGCAGUGCGAAGGUUAAGUUCUCCAGCGGGAAUCUGGCUGAGCAGCUGGUGGUUUGGCUCACCUCUGAAGGUUUCACCCUGAAGGACCUGGAGUCAGUCCCUUGUGGUGUGGCGUUACCCGUCAGGGAAGCGAUCUACCGCUGCCGGGAGCAGCCGUGUUCUGAUUGGUCAGAAGAGGUCUGUCUGCUGAUUGGGCGACAGGAUUUGACCAAACAAGCUCACAAGAUGACCUUGGCCAAGAGCAAAGCUUCUGUAGGUUCAGGUCUUUCCUUGGAGCCUCCUGCAACCACAGAAACAGAUGAAGAGGAAGAUGGGAUGUCGGACAUUAUUCAAGAGGUCACAGGACUAAUCUGGAGCCAGGAUCUAAGGGUCCAGGAAGUCAGGAGGCUCCUGCAGAGCUCCAGGCCAGUCCGGGUCAGUGUUGUCCAGUUACCAGAGGUGUCCGACCACGAGUAUAUAGAGGAGAAAGAGAACAAACUCCUGCAGUUGUGUCAGAGGACCAUGGCUCUCCCAGUCGGCCGAGGCCUCUUCACUCUCUUCUCCUACCACCCUGUCCCGACUGAACCUUUGCCUGUCCCGAAACUCAACCUGACAGGCCGAGCCCCUCCCAGGAACACUGUGGUAGAUCUGAACAGUGGGAACAUUGAUGUUCCUCCCAACAUGACCAGCUGGCCCAGCUUCCAUAACGGAGUCGCUGCUGGACUCAAAAUAGCCCCUGCCUCACAGGUGGACUCGGCCUGGAUAGCCUACAACAAGCCCAAGAUCCCUGAGCUGGCUAAUGAAUAUGCAGGCUUCCUUAUGGCCCUGGGCCUCAACGGACACCUCACCAAGCUGGCCACACUCAACAUACACGACUACCUCACCAAGGGCCAUGAGAUGACCAGCAUCGGGCUGCUUCUGGGCGUGUCCUCGGCCAAACUGGGCACCAUGGACAUGUCAAUUACACGCCUGCUUAGCAUACACAUCCCUGCGCUUCUGCCACCCACGUCCACUGAGCUGGAUGUGCCUCACAAUGUUCAGGUUGCUGCUGUAAUUGGCAUUGGCCUGGUGUACCAGGGGACGGGACACAGACACAAUGCUGAGGUCUUGCUGUCUGAAAUCGGUCGACCUCCUGGCCCAGAGAUGGAGUACUGUACAGAUAGAGAGUCCUACUCACUAGCUGCUGGACUUGCGUUGGGCAUGGUCUGUCUGGGCCAUGGCAGUAACCUGAUUGGGAUGACAGACCUGAAUGUCCCCGAGCAGCUGUAUCAGUACAUGGUGGGGGGCCAUCGCAGAGCUCAGGCGGGGGCCAACAGGGAGAGACACAAGUCUCCCAGCUACCAAAUCAAGGAGGGCGACACUAUAAAUGUAGAUGUGACGUGUCCAGGGGCCACGCUGGCCCUUGCCAUGAUCUAUCUCAAGACCAACAACAGGUCGAUUGCUGAUUGGCUGAAACCUCCAGAUACUUGGUUCCUACUGGAUUUCAUCAAGCCUGAGUUUCUGCUGCUGAGGACUCUUGCUCGGUGUCUCAUCAUGUGGGAUGAAAUCUUGCCAAAUACUGAGUGGGUCAAGAGUAACAUACCUCAGAUCAUGAGGGGGUCUUUUGACCCUUCAGAAGACAUUAACAUGGAGACUAUGGCUCAAGCUCAAGACUACAUCACCGCCGGGGCCUGCAUGGCAUUGGGCUUACGCUUUGCUGGUUCCGCCAACUCCGAUGCCUUCGACUGCCUCUACGAGUUCGCAAGGACCUUCAUGAAGAUCAUGUCCUUUGCUGGUACAGCUGCUGUUCAGACGGGUUAUUAUAACCUGCAGACCGGUCUGUCCAUGAUUCUGCUGGCGAUGUCGAUGGUGAUGUCCGGCACUGGGAACCUGAAGGUUCUGCAGCUCUGUCGCUUUCUCCACAAGCGAACUGGUGGUGAGAUGAACUACGGCUUCCACAUGGCUCAUCACAUGGCACUCGGCCUGCUUUUCCUGGGAGGGGGCAGGUACACCUUGAGCACCUCCAAUUCAGCCAUCGCCGCUCUGCUGUGUGCCCUGUACCCACACUUCCCUGCUCACAGUACUGACAACCGCUACCACCUGCAGGCGUUGCGGCACCUGGCUGUGCUGGCUGCAGAGCCACGCCUGCUGGUCCCUGUGGACGUUGAUUCCCUGAAGCCCUGCUACGCCCUCUUAGAGGUCACCUACAAAGAGACCAAGUGGUACGAUGAGACCACCGUAGAACUGAUGGCUCCCACUAUGCUUCCUGAAUUGCAUCUUCUCAAACGGGUGAAGGUGAAGGGGCCGCGAUACUGGGAACUGUCCAUAGACCUCAGUAAAGAAACGCAGCGUCUAGAGUCCAUCCUGUCCAGAGAUGGGGUGUUGUAUGUAAAACUAAGGGCAGGCCAGCUGCCUUACAAAGACGACCCACAAGGCUGGAAGAGCCUGCUGUCCUCCACUGUCAACCACAUCAGCUCUGGAGUGAGAGCCUUCAAGCCUGAAGCCAUCUCUACAUUUACCUCAGAGCCCGCUCUGGUCUCCUUUGCCAAGUUCUUCUGUAAAACAUCUGAAGGAGUGAAAUACAGUGAAGAUUCUCAGGUGUUGUUCUCUGCAAUGCUGUAUGAAUGUGUGACUCAGGAGUGUCCAGAGAUGCUGCCCACGUAUAUCGCUAUUGAGCAGGCGGUGGGUGCUCUGCGUCGGGGAGACAUGCGGCAGACCUUCCCUAUGUGGCAGAUGCGUCUGGUGGUGGAGUUGUGGGACAGCAGGGUGCUGCACGGUCCCGCCCUGCUCACCUCCGAGUUUCUGCCCGUUAUGAAGAACAUGGUGGAUGUAGCACUGGACAGCUGGCUCAGAGACAACAGCUCAGUGUUGAGGUCCUACAUGAGGGGCGAGGCCCUCCCUAAGAGUGCCCAGUCCAACAUGCUGGCCUGCUUCCUGGUGUACCGCUCCAUCCCCUGUCUCAGGAACACACACACACAGCUGGAGGGCUGCAGCUCGCUCGGAGAUCUGCUGUCACGCAGCAGCCAGCUGGGCAUCCCUCUCAGAGACCUGCUGAGGCUGGUACCCGUGCUGCUGAGCUCUGCCUCCGGACCACAGACUCUGCAGGGCUUCCCUCUGCAAGCGUUUUCAUCCUGAUGCUCAGUACUGGUCAACUGACAAGUAACCUCUCAGAAAGGAGGCUCAUAGCCUUAUGUUCCCACUGCGAGCACAGGUAGGACAGAUACCUGAUUUCUACCUGUAACACCUCUGGGGUGUGUACAGCAAGUGGGACAAAAUGUGACCUUAGGAGGUCUUGGGUCUCCUGUGAGGAGGACUGUUGGAAAGACUUUGUUUCCUUCUCAGCCACUAGAAAAUGGAAGAACUGGUAUUAGAGUUUUGUAAUAUAUUUUAUUUAGUUUAGUUUUUUGGGGUUUUUUACAGCAUAAAGAAAGGCUACAGUGCUGAUGCAGUACUCAUGUAAUUGUUGUGGUACAACAAAUCCAGAAUGGGGGCUUUUUUUUUGUCUAUGGGUACCACAAGAAAACAUUUCUUCACCACCAAACAUGGAGAGAAAGAACUGGUCAGUACACAGUGAAAAGGAUUUGGCUGUAGUUGUACCAGCGAGCUCCUGAGCUCAGGCCGCAGUGUUGUAAAGACGAGACAAUAAAGCGGAAAAAGUACCU
Messenger RNA from Scatophagus argus, 6695 nucleotides. RefSeq names its product anaphase promoting complex subunit 1 (gene anapc1). NCBI's taxonomy places the organism in Eukaryota, Metazoa, Chordata, Actinopteri, Scatophagidae. Gene Ontology annotation, cellular component: anaphase-promoting complex. The transcript has 53 exons. The record is from RefSeq and is a predicted model, not a curated record. Gene Ontology annotation, molecular function: molecular adaptor activity. Bases 229 to 6168 code for a protein of 1979 amino acids. Gene Ontology annotation, biological process: anaphase-promoting complex-dependent catabolic process; metaphase/anaphase transition of mitotic cell cycle; protein K11-linked ubiquitination.